AUGUCUCUCGCAGCCGGGCCCGGCCGCGGGCAUGUCACAGUGGGUCAGCUGCCGGACGAGCUGAAUCUGGUUGUUGAGAAACACAUUUCUUACAUCCAGGAUUUAGAUACGCGUAGAGAUGAGCUUGAGUACCACUUGACCGAGCAUCUGCGCACAGGAGGUAUCUACUGGGGCCUAACAGCACUACACCUACUGGGGCGGCCUGAUGCACUACCACGGGAAGGCCUGAUUGAGUAUGUCCUAUCGUGCUUGCACGAUAAUGGAGGCUUUGGGGCUGCGCCUGGUCACGACGCACAUAUCUUAUAUACUGGCUACUCUGUUCAGAUCCUGACCAUGAUCGAUGGCUUCGACGAGCUAGAGAAGAAGAUGCCAGAUUGCAACGGUAAGAUUGCGGCCUUUGUCGCGUCCUUGCAGCAGCCAGACGGCAGGUUUGCUGGUGAUGAGUGGGGUGAGACAGACACUCGCUUCCUGUUCAGCGCCUUCUACACCCUCUCGCUUCUUGGCUAUAUGCCACACCAACAUCCGAAUGAACCACCAAUCAUCGAUGUCAGUGCGGCGACUGCACAUAUCAAAGCUUGCCGGAAUUUCGACGGAGCCUUUGGUGUCGCUCCUGGAGCAGAAUCGCAUUCCGGCCAGGUCUUCACCUGUUGUGGCGCCCUAGCAAUAGCUGGCGAGCUCGACUCGUACCUUGGCGAAGUAGGCAAAGAUCGGUUGGGAGCCUGGCUGAGCGAGCGACAGUUGCCCAGUGGUGGACUGAACGGCCGGCCAGAGAAGCUAGUCGAUGUUUGCUAUAGCUGGUGGGUCAUGAGUAGUCUUGCCAUGAUCGGCCGCCUGCACUGGAUUGACAAGGCGAAGCUCACAGCAUUCAUACUACAAUCUCAGGACCCGGAGGAGGGAGGCAUCGCCGACAGACCCGGUGAUAUGGUGGACGUCUUUCAUACAGUCUUCGGCAUUGCUGGAUUGAGUCUGAUUGGCUAUCCUGGGCUGGUGGAAGUGGACCCUGCUUAG
Recurvomyces mirabilis is the source of this 1008-nucleotide messenger RNA. RefSeq names its product Rab geranylgeranyltransferase (gene BET2). Gene Ontology annotation, biological process: protein geranylgeranylation. Gene Ontology annotation, cellular component: Rab-protein geranylgeranyltransferase complex. Bases 1 to 1008 code for a protein of 335 amino acids. Gene Ontology annotation, molecular function: Rab geranylgeranyltransferase activity. NCBI's taxonomy places the organism in Eukaryota, Fungi, Ascomycota, Dothideomycetes, Mycosphaerellales, Teratosphaeriaceae. The record is from RefSeq and is a predicted model, not a curated record. The transcript is spliced from 2 exons.